This is a messenger RNA of Spirometra erinaceieuropaei, 1920 nucleotides long. NCBI's taxonomy places the organism in Eukaryota, Metazoa, Platyhelminthes, Cestoda, Diphyllobothriidea, Diphyllobothriidae. The record is from the annotation of a GenBank genome assembly.
AUGACCAGACGCCUGAUGGUUGCCUCCGGUCUGUGUGCCACUCCAACCCCAAGUGGUGCGAGAAGGCGGCCGACAGCUUCCGAAACCUUCUUGACAUACGGGAGUGCCCGCCAGGCUAAUAAAGCUCUUGUCCCGGCGAUCGUGUCUCCUUCUUCAACACUGGCACCUGCUGGACUAUGUCCUCGUCCAGAGGCGGGACCAGCAGGCCGUGCUGGUGACAAAGGCGAUAAUGAAUGCCGAUGUGUGGACCGACCAUCGCCUCGUCAUCUCCAAGAUGAGGAUCCACCUACAGCCGCGAACGCAACCUCAAGGUAAGUUAAAUAUUGCUCUGUUGAAUGUGCCUUCUCAUCAUUUCCAUUUCAGCAACCAGCUGGCUCGGUGACUAACCAACCUUCCACCCACCUCUGCCGACGAGAACGCCUCCGCGAAGAACUGAUGGCACCAACUAUGGGACACAGUUCAGUCGACCACCCCGGCUGUCACUCGGUCGCGCACAUCGCCAACCCCAGAACUGGUUCGAUGAUAACGACGCCGCCAUCAGCAAUCCGCUCGACCAGAAGAACAGCCUGCACAAUGCCUACGUCAACCGCUUCACCUACGACAACAAAACAGCCUUCUACCGUAGUCACCGCCUUGUGCAACAGUGGUUGCGGCAGAUGCAGGACGCUUGGACGGCUCGCAAGUCCGAGGAGAUCCAAGGGUACGCGGACUGCAACGAAUGGAAUAACUUCUUCGCCGCUAUCAAGAUUACCUACGGUCCGCUAACCAAAGCAACUCCUCCUCUUCCCGACACCGAUGGUAUUACCCUACUCACCAAGAAAACACAGAUCCUACAGCGAUAGGCUGAGCACUUCAGAGGCGUCCUCCAUCAUCCCUCCACCAUCUCCGAAGCCGCCAUCGUCCGUCUGCCUCAAGUGGAGACCAACGCCGACUUCGACUUUCCGCCCUCUCUCUACUAAGUGAUCAAGGCCGUCCAACAGCUCUCUAGCAGGGCAGCGCCCGGAUCGAACGCGAUCCCUGUUGAGAUCUACAAGCACUGCGGUCCCCAACUCAUGGAUCAUCUGACGGAACUCUUCCAGGAGAUGUGGCGUCAAGGAGAAGUCCCGCAAGAUUGCAAAGACGUCACAAUCGUGCAUCUAUACAUGCGGACAAGAAACUGUCAAAACUGCGACAAUCACAGAGGCGUCUUGCUGCUGAACAUCGCCGGGAAAAUCUCCGCUCGCAUUCUUCUCAACCGUAUGAACAACCACCGAGAACAAGAUCUCCUGCCGGAAAGCCUGUGCGGCUUCCGCCGUCAUCGCGGAACCACGGACAUUAUCUUUGCCGCCCGCCGACUGCAGGAGAAAUGUUUAGGGAUGUGAGUACACAUCUACUCUACUUUCGUGGAUCCGAUGAAAGCCAUCAGUAUGGCGAAUCGCAAAGGCCUAUGGAAAAUCAUGCAGAAAUUCGGCUUUGCCGAAAGAUUAAAUCAGACAGUGCUCCACGAUGGCAUGACGGCACGCAUCCCGGACAAUAAAGCCGUCUGAGAGACAUUCACAGUGACCAACUGAGUAAAACGGGGCUGCGUCCUCGCGCCUAUCCCCUUUCAGGCUCAUGCUCUCUGACAUGCUGGUGGACGCUGACCGUGACGAACACCUUAUGAUCCACACCACCUACAGGACGGACGGCUGCCUCCUCCAUCAGCGACGGAUGCACUUUCAGUCGCGUGCAUCCACAAACACCGUCCGCGAACUUCUGUUCGCCGAUGACUGCGCCCUAAAGACAACUACUGAAGGGGGCAUGCAUAUGAGCAUGGAUCUCUUCUCCACCGCCUGCGAGAGCUUUGGCCUGAUCAUCAUCAAGGAGAAGACGAUGGUCAUGCGCCAACUGCCACCCGACGCUGCCUACUUCACACCCCAAAUCAACGUGAAUAACGCCUAA